Molecule: messenger RNA, 7432 nt
Organism: Girardinichthys multiradiatus
Lineage: Eukaryota; Metazoa; Chordata; Actinopteri; Cyprinodontiformes; Goodeidae
Gene: plppr3a
Product: phospholipid phosphatase related 3a
Exons: 9
Coding region: 568-3228 (886 amino acids)
Biological process (GO): phospholipid dephosphorylation; phospholipid metabolic process; signal transduction
Molecular function (GO): phosphatidate phosphatase activity
Source: RefSeq, a predicted model, not a curated record
GUGUGUUUAUGUGUGCAUGCUGAGAGACCUAGUGACGGAUGGUGAGCUUAUAAAUCCUCAUUUUUAUUAUCACAUAUAUUUUAAGACAACAUGGAUACAUUUUAUUCAUUAGCAACAGAUUAUGUUGGGUGUAUGUGAACCUGCAGGUGAAAAUAAAGAGGACCGGGUGGGCGCAUGUGAAUCUCAUUUCUCCAUAGCCAGGACCCAGAUAGCAAAAGGAGCCUGUUACCAGCAAGUGCGGCAAAAUUGGACUUUUCCACCAUCAGCAUCCCUCCUCUCGUCGCCUCAUCCCUGCUCCUCCUGUGGCAGAUCCCCCUACACCCCCAGCCCUCUCCCCUCUGUCUCCUUCUUCCGUGAAUAUCCCAGAAUAGCCUCGCACCCCUUAUCCCAGUGGAGUAUUUGGAAUUUCGGGGUGACUCGAGGGAAGUUGGAAGAUGGAUUAACAGGGACGGCGCAACGGCAAAACUGGAGCAGCACGCGCGACCACGCCGGGGGGGAAGGGGGCGAAGGGACUCGGUGAAUUCACGGAGCCCCCGUGACAGAGGCUGCGACUGGUCCCACCCCAAGAUGACAUCUCCCAAAACCAAAGCCAAGAAGAAACCACCCAAAGACAGCAUGACUCUGCUGCCAUGUUUUUAUUUUGUUGAGCUCCCCAUUGUCCUGUCCUCCUUGGUGUCCCUGUACUUCUUGGAGUUGACAGAUGUCCUUUCUCCGGCAAUGGUGGGCUUCCGUUGCUAUGACCGCGACCUUUCCAUGCCCUACGUAGAGACGGGAGAUGAGCUAAUCCCUCUGUUGAUGCUGCUGAGUUUGGCGUUUGCCGGUCCAGCGGCUUCUAUUAUGUUGGGGGAGGCGGUGAUGUACUGCAUGCAGUCCAAACUGAAGACCUGCCCCAAGUUGGAGGGCAGCAUAAACGCCGGAGGUUGCAGCUUCAACUCCUUCCUGCGCAGGACCGUGCGCUUUGUUGGUGUUCAUGUGUUUGGUCUCCUAGCAACAGCCCUGGUGACAGAUGUCAUCCAGUUGGCUACCGGUUACCACGCGCCUUUCUUCCUUACCGUGUGCCAGCCCAAUUACACGGCUCCGGGAGUGUCAUGUGACAACAACGCCUACAUCACACAGGACAUCUGCAUGGGGAAAGACCAAUAUGCAAUCAUGUCAGCAAGGAAAACCUUUCCAUCCCAGCACGCUACGCUGUCUGGCUUUGCAGCUGUAUAUAUCUCUAUGUACUUCAAUGCCAGCAUCAACAGCACGACUAAGCUGCUGAAGCCCCUGCUGGUGUUUGCUUUCUGCAUGGCUGCAGGCCUCGCUGGCCUGACUCAGAUAACGCAGCACCGCAGCCACCCGAUAGAUGUCUAUGUGGGGUACCUCAUAGGAACCGGCAUCGGAGUCUAUCUGGCUGUGUACGCUGUGGGAAAUUUUAAAGCAUCAGAAGAAGAUUCUCCCUCUUUGCGGCUGGCUUCGCAAAGAGGGAGGGAUCACAAGGAUGGACUUAGAGUGUUGAGCCAGCGGGGCCAUGAUUCCCUCUACAGGAAGACUCCCAGGGCGUCUGAGAGCAGGGAGGAGCUGGGGGCCGGGUUGGGGUCUGGUGCCCGCAGCAAGGUGAGGAGGGAGAAGGCGUCCCUGGCCUCCUUGAAACGAGCCAGCGCUGAUGUGGAGCUCCUGGCAACACGCGGUCCCAUGGGCAAGGAGACCAUGGUAACCUUCAGCAACACCUUACCCAGAGUCGCAAAUGGCAACAGCCCAAUCUCUCCCUCUGAUGAGCCAAUCAUCACACAGCGCCACAUGACCUUCCACGUGCCCUUUGAUUCUCAGAGAUCUCGGCAGCUGGUGUCAGAGUGGAAGCAGCGCUCGCUGGAGCUCCGCAGCCAGAGCUCGAGAGAUGAAGAUGAAGGAGAGGAUGAGAGGGACAGAGGAGGAGAAAGAGGAGCGGCUGCAGGGGAAGGAGAAAACAUGGGGAUGCCUUCAUCUCUUUAUCCCACAGUUCAGGCCAGCAACACCACCGCCACACCAGCUACAGCUAGGAUGGCUGUGGCACCCCCACUGGUUCACAUCCCAGAGGAGGCCUUGCGGCCGCCUCCUGUUUCCCCCAAGAGUGCCAAAACAAGGGCCAAAUGGUUGUCGCUUACAGAGGGAGGAGGUGUGAAAGAGCCUGGACCAGGACCGAUCGCGGUGUCGACUCCACGAGUUCCCAACACACAGCCCAGCCAGCCUCCAAGCCAGCAAAGAGUCACUCAGGUCAUAGCCAUGUCAAAGCAGCAGGGUUAUGGAGGAACCACUUCAUCGACCAAGACAUCAGAGGGCGGCUCCUCCUCAGGUGGUGGCUCCAACUGCUCCGAGUCACCGUACUACCGCAUCCCAUCUGAUCGAGACAGCUGCACCGGGAGCAACCCGGGGAGCAUCGCCGGCAGCGGGAGCAUCGUCACCAUCGACGCGCACGCCCCCCACCACCCGGUGGUGCGCGUGUCAGCCAGCAACGGCAAGCCAUGGGAGUGGAGGAACACCAUCAGUGGUAACAUGGUAACCGCCGACCCAUCAGGCGACAAGCAUCGAGUAGCGCUGCAGCGGCAGGACAAUGUUUGCCACUACCGGGAUUACCGGACACUGCCAGUAAAAACAGACUCGCUUGGCUCUUCCAUCACCAGCGGGAGUGUGGAGGUGGGGCCAGAGCUGCCCCCGCCACCCCUUCCCACUGCCUCCUCCCCUCUGCCUCCUCCACCUCAGCUGUCAUCCUCCCCACUUCCACCACCACCACCCCCUCACUCAUCCCCUUCCCCAUUACCUCGCCCUCCACACUCAAGCUGUACUCCCAUGCCUCCACCUCCUCCUCAUUCUAGCUCCCCUCAUAUGCCCCCACCCCCUCACCCAUCUUCCUCCCAAAUGCCCCCACCUCCUCACCCGUCCUCCUUACAAAUGCCCCCACCUCCUCACCAUUCUUCCUCACAAAUGCACCCCCCCCCUCCCCCUUCAUCAAACCAGAUGCCUCCACCUCCUCAACCAUCUUCCUCUCCACUGCCUCCUCCCCCUCUACCUUCCUCCUCCAUGCCUCUGCCCCCUCACCCAUCCCACUCCAGCAUGCUUCCCCCUCCCCCCCACCCUGACCUGCUGAUGGACAGCCACGGCCAGGCCCUGUCUCGCUCCUCCACCCUGCCUCGCCGGCCGUCUGUGUCUUCUCGCAGCCACGCCGAGCAAGAGCACUACUACAAGGCCAUGCAAAACGAAAGGAUGCUGUAGUUAAGGAGAGAUGGAAAAGACAAAAUCUCAAUAUUAGAGAUUGUACUUGAAAUAACAACUAAAAGAGACAGAAAAACAAACUAGGCUGCAACAGGUCAGUAGGGAUUUCCGACUUCUGAACACUGAGAAAAAGCUUUUGAGCGACUGAAGGGGCUGAGGACUAUUGGGAGGUCUUGCAGCUUAUAAAACUCUGCAGGGUAGCUGUUUUUCUCUUCUACUGCAUAUCCUGCCAUAGCGCCAACCAAGACUGAGACAAGUAAAGAGAAUGAAGGGAAGCAAGAUGGGGAGGUAAAAAUGAAACCCGUGCUUUGCCUCAGGUUUUUUAGCUUCUUCUGAGUUUCUUUAAGGACAUGUUUAAAGAAGGAGCUGAAGAGACAGCAGCUGAAAAAGAGAUAUCACACUGAAUAGUGUGGGAUUUGCUAAAUCAAAUACCCCAAGAGAGGAGACUGAGAAAAUAACCACAGGCAAUGCUUGCUCAUCUUAAACCAGAGCUUCCAUUUGAGGUUUCCUAUGAUCUAUUUUAUCCAGCUGAAACACUCUUGUUUUAAUGCACCAUACAGUAGAGAACAAGACAAAUUUUAUUGCAGGUUUAAGAGUAUUAGCCACAGCUCACAAAGGCAUGAAAAUCUUUAGCCAUCUAAAUGAAGAAACCAAAUGUAGGCUUUGUGUUUUUGAUGCCAAGCAGAUGCAUCGGUAUCCACCAGAGAUGGUCAACUUAGGAAGGCGAGGUGAGUAUAAGUAGGACCAUGCACUGCUGGGCAACCCUUAUACAGACGUCACUGAAUGGAUUGUCGAUGUGAACAUUAGAGGCAGUGAAAUGGAAAGAGAAUUGCUUCUAAAAUGAAGACUCCGGCCAGACCACGCAGCACAAAGGACCAUGCUCAUAGUGUGAAUUUUCUGUGAAUAAAGCCCAAUCUUAAAACCAUGGUUUAAGAUCGAAGCUGCAACAUGGCUUGGAAAUAAGCAUUUGUUUAUGAAUCCAUGCUAGCAUUCGCUUCCCAACUGCAUCCUGUUGAUGGCAUGUUGCCCAGCCGAUGAAGCAAACCCUCCCAUCCAGCAUAGAUGGGGGUUUGCAUCGCUCUAACUUCACAGAUCAACACUGAUAUAUUUUUCAGAGCAAUUUCUGUGUUGUCUGUUUGUGAAAUAUGUUUUAUAUGCAUCCAUGUCAUUGUAAAGAACAGGAUUUAUCCAGGGGAGCUCAGAUCUGUUCAUUCACAACUUUAUUAAAGCUAGACCAUCUGUUCCCAAUUGCUAUUUACCUUUUGUGGGUCAUGAGACAUUGUCACUCUUUCUGGCAAAUAAUUGUUCCAUCACUUCUAUUUUUGACAAGAAACGCAUUUUUUGUUCAAAUGCAGAAGCAUAAAAAUUUGAACAAUUCCUGACAAAGUUUGAUGGUGCCUGUCACUUGUUGCAUACUGCUGAAUAUCGUUUUACGUUGCUUGUUAAGUCCUUCCGUUUGAAUAAUUACACUUUAAAGAAAUGCCUAACACAGAUCAGCAUUGCUAUUUUCCUUAAGGAAUUUUGAACCAACUUUCUUAGUGAUCUAAAGCAACAAAGAGCAGAUAAAUGGUUAUUUUGAGCUUUCUUUUGAAGAUUUAACAUGAUAUAACUUUGUCACUAGUUGAAGUGAAUUUUAGAACAAGAUUUAUCAAGUUGUAUUUUGAUGAGUUGAUUCAUUUUGCAGCACAAAUUCAAUCAUUCUUGCUUCACUGGCUUAGUUACCUUGGUAAUCUACUUAGUCUACUGACAAAUUGAGGCUAUGACUAUGAGCAGUUUGUGUUAGCUUUAUUUUAAAGUAUAAAUAAAUAAUUUUUGUAUUGCUCGUUUAAGCCCAUUGAGAAUUUGAAUCGUCUUUUAGUUGCAAUUUCACGUUUAAAAGGAGAACUCUUAGAUUUGGUCUCCCUGGUUGCCAUUGUGAUUUCCUGCCUUUUAUGGGCAGCAGCACUUCACUUUCUCACAAAGAGACAGGCAAAAUCAUACAUGAUACCAGAGUCCAAACAGAUGCGCGCUGUAUGAAAACCAUAGGUGGUUAAGAAAUGUUUUUUAAAUUUUAAGACGCAGCAAGGUCUGGAGCUCAUUUAGGUGAUUGUCAUGAUUCUUCUUUAUUUUUUUGUAGAAGCUAUACCGAUGUAAAUAUGCCUGACAAAACCAGAUUUAACAAGAAGAAUCUCUCUUAAAUAACAAUAGUCAAUGGGGAAAACCCUGUGACCUGUCAGCACUCUGGAGAAAAAACUGUAAUUCCUAUAGCAAAGGCAGACUCAUUGUCUGAAAGUAGACAAAAUUUAAUAAUUAGAAUUUCACAAAGUAAGAGAGAUUACGUACCCAAAACAUCUAAUUUAAAUUAUAAAAAAAACAUAGAUUUUAAAAAGACAUCUUCACUUCUGAAAAGACAACUUACUUGUUUAGAAUUCUAAAAUUAAACAUUGUCUCUAAGUGGAGAAGCCUCAAACAUGGGAGAGUUUUGAUCAUUUUUCUUGAUCCCUCUCCAUUCAUGGCUGUGGCAGGCACAGCAAGCAAAUACUGGACAACCCCGUGCUACACUGAUUUAACUGCUCAGAUUGCUAGGCACAAUAGUUAUUUAGAUUAAAAACUAGGAUAACUAAAAUAACCAGUUAUAUUAUAUAUUUCCUGAAAAUAUUCAAAAUAUUUUAAGUUUCAACAUUUUUCAAACCUGAUGCAACAUGACCAUGAUGUUAGGCCUUCAAAGCACACACACAUUUAUAAUUUAAAAUAUGUGCAUUAAGAUCUAAACAAAAUUUAGAGUAAAAGCUAAAUAUUUAGCUCACCAAUUAUUUAUUUUUUGUUCAUGUGUUUUUUUUUAAAUAAAAAAACAAUCUUUUGUGUUCCUGACAACCCUUUAGUUUUAGCCAUUACGUCUUGCAAUGUACUGAAUUACAAGGAAAAAUAAAGUGAAUAUUUAUAAGGAUUACAUUGUUGCUCACACAAACUAAAGAGUCUAAUUGUGUCAUUGUAGGGAAUGGGAAAUUAUUUACGGUAAUUUAUUCAGUCAGUUGCAUAAUAAACAUACAGUUUGAACAAAUACAACGCCCUCCACAGUUAUUUGCAUCCUUGGUAAAGAUGUGUUACAAGCCUUAAAAACAUUCAGUUUUCAGAUUCAAAUCCUAAGUUUAAAUCACAUGUAUUUUUUUUUUAGAAUUGUUCCAACUGUAGAUUUACAUAUGUUUAGACAAGUAGUUAUUAUCCUCUAGACUUUCCCUAACUUUUGUGGAUCAUUGCAUAUACGCCUUAUUUGAAUGUCUUGUUCUCCCCCUUACCAAUUUUAAGGAGCGGUUAAGAGAACUGGGUCUCUGUGGCAUAUCAUAUUUCUAUUUUAGAGGAACGGGAAUUCCUGGAUAUGUAAUAAAAUGGCCCUGGACAUUCUUAUCAACUCCCAAAAGAACAGUAGGAAAUAAAAAAAGGAUUUAGUAACAUUUAUUUUAAAGGAAUUUUUGGGUGCCAAUUAUUGUGGCACUGGUAAUUUUGUUCCACCCCACCCCCACUGAAUAAAUGUGCUCGAAGUAAAUGUUGGCAUUUUCUAAACUUUUGCUUGUGAGAUUAUGCUACUGCAAUAAAAGAUUCAUUAUUUUAAGGCAUAUCUGUACCACGGAGUGCCAGUAAAUAUGACAGCUGGUGUGUAUGCCUAUAAGAAGGAAAGAUACCCCCUACACACCAUUUUGUGUAUUUAUAGCUUGUAUAGAGUUAUUCAGAUUUUUGUUUUCUGCCAGAAGAUAUUCCAUCUAAUCACAUGUGGUUCAUUUUGGCCUUAAUAUGUUUGUACCUUUUUAAAACACAGACUCAACCACAGGUGAAAUUGCUGUCCACCUGUGCACCCCAAUACCUCUGAGAUGCAUAGGCUGGUUUUGUAAAGUUGUUCUAGGACAAGGUUCUGUUAAAUGGAACAAGUUGUGAUUUUUAGAGGUGCUUCUCAGACGAGGAGCUGGUAGAUAAAGUUGCCCGUCACAUUGUGCUGCAUGUGUGUAAGAGUGUGUUUUUUUAACAUUAGUACUUAAACCUUUAUGAAAGAAUAAUCAUCUGGUAAAUAUGCUACAGCUUAGUCCCCAUUUUCACUGUAAAAUAUUUGAAAUUAUCUAACAUUAUUGAUACUGUUAUUAUUUAACAGUCCUCCUUCAUGGACUAAUGCUUUUUAUCUGUGGUGCUGUGUAAAAUUGAUAAUAUUGUUGAAUAAAAAGAAUUGUCUGUUUAA